CUUUAUUGUCUACAAUUCGAAACAACAAACAUGAGCGACGACAACAUUAUUGUCUGGGACGCAGGCGACGGUUUUGACUUCCUGCCACCCGUGGAUGACUCCAUCUUCGCUGGCAUCCUCGAAGGCGUGGACAUGUCGUCGAGCGACUCGCCAGGCCCGCCGGCGGGCAAACCCACCAAGCGACGGCUGCGAUCUCAAACGGCCCGGAUGGAAAUUCUGACUCUCCAUGAAACCAAAGCCGAAUUGGAGAAGGUCGUGCGUGAUAUCGCGCGGAAUAGAGAUGAUCGUACUCUAGGAAUGUCAUCAAGUGAGCGCAAGUGGGAACAGAUCGCCCGCAACCAGCUCGAGCUCAAGCUCAAGGCCCUGCGCGAAAAUGACCAGCUCCGCGCCGCCGUGGCCGAGCAACACCAGCUCACGAAAGAACUACAGGCCAUCGUGCACAAGAAACCUCGGCGCAUGAUGAUGAAGUUGGACGACGACCAGUGGCGCGUGCUGAAGCUCAGUGCCCACGGAGAGCAGCGGUUGGCAGCUAUUCAUUUGAUUGCGGAUCGACAGCUGGACACCGUCGAGAGCGAACUGCUCACGACGGGGCUGAUUGAGGCCCGCGAUCCCCUCUUCAACGUGAGCUACGUCCAACACGGCAGUGACGCGUAUAUGCAAGGGUGCUGUUGCGUGCAGUACCGCAGGUCCCUGCACGCAGUGGUGAACGCAGCUUGGAAAGCCAUGAACCAUCUCCAUGCUCAUGCUAAGGGAUCCACGCAUCAGCCCCGCCAAGCUUAUUCGAUUCGCAUCGACCAACACACAGUGCUGAUUCGAGUGGCAUUCCAAGCAUCAACAGGGCCCACGAAACUCGAAUCUAGCGUCAUUUUGAAGAAGCGCCAGCUCAGUGCGAGCCACGUCCGCGUGGUGUUUCGCUCCAUCUUGGAUGAUGCAGGGCACCCCUUUGACGCGGAUAGUUAUGUGAGCGACCAAUAUGGAUGGUAUACGUACCAUGUCCAUACAGGAGUAACGUUAGUGUGCAUUGGUUGAAGGAACGUGGACUGGUAGGGUUGAUGUGGAACUGACCGACGACGACGAUGGAUUGGUGACGUACAAGGGCUACGCCAAAGCCAAGUACGUGCUGAAGCCCCGGCAGAACGAUGCCAACCUGGCAGAGCUGCGGACACUCUUGGAAUCAGUGCACCUCGACGAUGGCGAGUCGUUUGUGGAAGACAAAGACCCGAUCAAGUUGGCCGAAGAAGUGUUUCGGACGUCGUUUCACGGGUUUGGACUGCUCUUCGAAACGAUUCUUGCCGCUGAAGAUGACGUCGAGCGUGUGGAUGCCACUAACACACAAUAACAUAUACGUAUACUACGUAGUACUACUUACUAUACAAUAGUACUAGUAAAUUCUGUUUGCAAA
Messenger RNA from Aphanomyces astaci, 1402 nucleotides. RefSeq lists its product as hypothetical. The coding region runs from base 31 to 1029 and encodes 332 amino acids. The transcript is spliced from 3 exons. The record is from RefSeq and is a predicted model, not a curated record. NCBI's taxonomy places the organism in Eukaryota, Oomycota, Saprolegniomycetes, Saprolegniales, Verrucalvaceae.